This is a messenger RNA of Ogataea philodendri, 1923 nucleotides long. RefSeq lists its product as uncharacterized. Gene Ontology annotation, cellular component: cytoplasm. Gene Ontology annotation, molecular function: acyltransferase activity, transferring groups other than amino-acyl groups. The record is from RefSeq and is a predicted model, not a curated record. NCBI's taxonomy places the organism in Eukaryota, Fungi, Ascomycota, Pichiomycetes, Pichiales, Pichiaceae. The transcript is spliced from 3 exons. The coding region runs from base 1 to 1923 and encodes 640 amino acids.
AUGAGAGAGUCGAUCGACUCGUCAGAGCCAACACCAAGACACAGGUUCUCGGUGGUUAGAGAGGCAGGCUUUCCAUCAACAAUAGGGAUCUUUGCAAUAGCAGAUUCCAAAGAGGCCUCAGAGUUACGGAAGUCGCAAAUCUGCUGCUUCAAUUCCUGUUGGUGGGGGUCUGGCACAUCUAUAAGGCUCCAACGUGAGGAUAUUGGGCCGGGCGAUUUUGGUGAUAUCAAACAUAAUGAUGGUGAGUCAGAAAAAACGGAUAAGAUAUUUCAAGGGUGCGUGCACACUGCCGUGAAAAAAUUGAAUUGUAUGGACUGGAUUAAGCAGAUCGUUUCGAGUGUGGCCGAGUCUGUGACGGAAAUGGGAUUGGAUCAGGAACACGUUGAGGGGAAGGAGCUUUUUGAGUUGGCUAAGGACUCGUUGUCCAAGCCGAUUCAGAUUGAACGGGAUGAGGAUAGUUUCAGCAUCGAUGUUGUGCCAGUGUUUGUGAACUCGCUUACAAAGAGCCAGGAAACCGCGUGUCUUGACCUGCUAGACGCAAACCUGGGAAGAAUAUACACCAAUGUCAUUGGACGCGACUGGAAAGUGGAAAAAGUCGAGGAGAUGCGCGAUUCCGGCCUGAUCUAUCUGCUUCUCUACCACGGCUCCACGUUUGUGGGAUUCGUUUCCAUGAAGGCCCUGGAAGACAAUAGUACCCACGUGAUUUAUAUCUACGAGCUACAGGUUUCGGAGAACUUCCGCGGAAUGGGGCUGGGCACCAAGCUGCUGCAUUUGGUAAACGACACAGCCGUUCUGGCCAGCUCCGUCGACAAGUUCACCACGCGCUUCGGGAAAAUAUACGGGCUGUCAUUGACUGUCUUCGGGGAAAACCAGCGCGCACAAAAACUGUACUUCUCGCAAGGAUUCGAGAUCGCUCCGCAUUCCCCCCGGCUACUUGGUUCGUUGAACCUUGCCCAAUUGAAACAGUUCCAGAAAGUUCUCCAGACUGCUCUGAUUGCCUAUCACAAAGACCACUCGUUAAUUCCUUCGAGAAUCGUUACCACCACGCCGUAUGCCACGCACCUCUUCAUGGCUUCCACCGGUGAGACCGUUGGAAUGAAGGCUCUUACCGGGUCCAAACAAGGAUUUACCGGAGUAACCACGAUUCUGGACAAGGAGGUCGGGUUCCCAAUUGGAAUUCUCAACGCUGCCACUCUCACGGCGUUCAGAACAGCUCUCUGUACCACCCUGACCCUGGUUAAAGCUCUUCCUAUCGGGUCUGUUGGUAAAUCCAAGGAAACAUUGGUGUGUUUCGGUGUGGGAGCUCAAGCUCAAUGGCAUAUCAGACUGGCUCUCAUUCUGUACCCUCAGCGUUUCGACCAAGUCAUCAUCGUCAACAGAUCCGUUGAAAAAGCAGAAGCUCUAGCCGAUGACUUCAAAAAGGAAGUUUCCGCGAUCGAAUUCAAAGCGGUUGCAACUGCUGACAAAGAUUUGAAAUUCUACUUCGAAAAAGCAUCCUGUGUCUUUGGCUGUGUGCCGAGUACUGAGGCAACCAUUUUGGCUGACUAUGUUGUCAACAACUCUGUCGAAAAGGUUUUUAUCGGAGCUAUUGGCUCUUACAAGCCACACAUGAUCGAGAUCGAAGGAGACCUGCUCAAGGAGUCGUUGGCCAAGGACACCAAGAUUGUGGUCGACUCCAUCAGCCACUGUCUGGAUGAGGCCGGAGAGUUUAUCCAGAACGACAUUGGAGCUUCCUCUCUGAUCGAGGUGUCUGAGCUGUACAUGGAAACGCCCGCAGGUAAGGAACAGCUGAAGAAAAUGGACGAGUCCAAAAUCGUGAUUUCCAAGAUCGUCGGACUGUCCAUCAUGGAUGUUUCUGUGGGCCACUACGUUUUGGAGACGGCCAAGUCGCAAGGACUGGGUAUCGUUAUUGACGAGUUCUAA